AUGGUUGGAAACAGACGCGUGGACCUACAAAAUUUGGGCCUCUUCCUCAUCACGACCAUCACCUUCCUGCCGCCGUCACCACCCCGAAAACCCAACCUCCCCAAGCCUAAACUCCGCCCCACCCCCCUUCCAUACAACCCUUUCCUCGGCUUGGACACGCUCAACGAUCACCUCAAUCGGGGAAGUCACAUCCAACUACGAAAUCAAGCAGAGUCGAAACUAAGCAGAGAUCAAGCUGAGCGCACGCUUGUUUUAUCUCAUGAACGACAGCCUUCAGGCGAGCCGCUCCCUCCGCCUCCAGCACAUCACAAUCCCAACGCUGUAGCAGAGCGGUUCCCUGCGCUAUCACCCACAGAGGCCACGGAGGAUCGGCGAUAUUCACCUUUCAAAGGCAACCCACCUUUACGACCCUCCCAGGCGUUGAAUUCCAGACGAAGGUUUGAGUUUAGAUCGCAAGCAAAUCCGACGACACCAAUGCACUCCAAAAUUAGAGCUCCACAAGCCGCCGUCGCUCAAGUGAGAAACACCAGUCCGAUCAUUUCUGUGGCCAUCAGCAACGUUAACGGCGGACAAGUACGCGGAAUGCACGCCCUGCAUUGUCAGACGGCGUUGGCAGCGGCAGAAAAUACUCAAUUCAACAGCAUGAGAUUGGAGCAGGUAAAUGAUUCAUAUCCACCCCCAGAAACGAUCCCCAGCCCACUAACACCAGGUAUAUGCGGGGGUGGCUCAGAAGUCGACGCCGACGUAGUAAGCGACGAAAGGGGGAGAGUGGACGUCGGCGUGGACGAAAGUGAAGACGAAGAUGAAGAACUACCAAUCGACGACGUAGUCGAGAAGUACGCCGACGUGGGGGUGACGAGGGACGGCGUGGAAGCCACCGUCGUAUCCGUCUGUGUCUGGAUCGUAGGCCUAAUCCCUGGAAGCUGGGUGGGUGAAUGCGGAGCGACGACGGGAGGGACAGUGGUUGGGCUCAAAAGGAGGUUAUGGACGGGUACACCUGCAGCGGACACGUUCCUCGCACCCAAGGGACUGGGGCUCCUGCUCCUAAAACUCAACGGGCUGGCGAAGCCACUGCUCCGAGAAGCAGGAGCCUCCACAGACACCUGCUCCUCUGCUUGCGAGUCGUCGAUGGACGCGAGGAUGGACGCGGCAGAGUCCAGAACAGAUGGAACGGACUGCUCCAGUUGUUCGGUCGACUUUGCGCGUGAUACUCGGUGGGGGUUGGGCGGGUGGUGGGGGAGUGUAGGCGGAGAAGGGAUAACGGGAGGUUCGAUAUCCCGUUCGAAGAUCGCCGAUGAAGACGAGCGGCUGUGGUUAUCGUGUCAGAUCGGGAAGGGUACAUGUGAGCCGAGGCUGGAGGUCAUAUGGCGUAAAUCGACUGCUGGAGGAGAGUGGGCACGAAGAGUGGCUGUAGAGCUCAUUAGUGGUGGCAUGCGGAAUAAAGAGGAAGAAGACUUGCGAGAGAGGGAUUCUGGUGAUGAUGCCAUGAUGGUAGACGAUGGUUGGAUGUUUGUUGUGGUGGUUGAUAUGGAGGACGUGUUGUGUUCAUUCCACGCGAUUUCUUAUCUUCCUGGAACACAGCUCGCCAUCGAUUCAUCCAUCUAUCGUCAAUCGCGGAGGCGCGAUAUCAUCUACCAAACACAACAGACCUCAACAUCCUUCUUAGCUCAGUUGGUAGAGCGCGUCACUAGUAAUGACGAGCCCGCUCCAAGUACGGGCUAUCUCGGCCUAAGCUUCAAUCUACUCGAAGGAACGUCGCACCCGACACGCGAAUCCCUCCGCAUCACCGCCGUAGUACCGUCCUGCAUGUGGAGACCGACACUGCGAAUCUCGCUUAGCCUAACGCUCUCUCAAGCUUUUCCCCCCGCAACAGCUCUAUCACGAUCCUCCGCCCAUCACUACAUUGGCGGACACGCGAUACAUACUGUAACAACGAGUGGCAAGCUAGUCGUCCGAAUCGGCUCUAGCUAUCUGCGACGCGUCUUCGUUUGA
This is a messenger RNA of Laccaria bicolor S238N-H82, 1992 nucleotides long. RefSeq lists its product as uncharacterized. NCBI's taxonomy places the organism in Eukaryota, Fungi, Basidiomycota, Agaricomycetes, Agaricales, Hydnangiaceae. The transcript has 16 exons. Bases 1 to 1992 code for a protein of 663 amino acids. The record is from RefSeq and is a predicted model, not a curated record.